Messenger RNA from Girardinichthys multiradiatus, 841 nucleotides. RefSeq names its product protein ALP1-like. The transcript is spliced from 3 exons. The record is from RefSeq and is a predicted model, not a curated record. Lineage: Eukaryota; Metazoa; Chordata; Actinopteri; Cyprinodontiformes; Goodeidae. The coding region runs from base 80 to 841 and encodes 253 amino acids.
GGAAGGAUGCCGAAACAACAAACGCGUUGCCCCGCGGUGUCCUUUACGCGACAGAAAGGUGGCUUUUCACAGAGGAAAGAUGGUGUCCUCCCUCUGCGUCUCAGUGUGGCUCCGGCUUAGUCAGACGGUGGGGUGGUACCGUUCGGAUGGUACCGAGGAGACCACGCUCAUCUUGGCGCAGCCAGCGCUACGCAGAGGAGUCGGUGGGGACGCAUGUGAGGGGAGCACAGUGGGAACUGGAGCGAUGUGUCACCGUUACACAGUGUGGACCCGACCCCUUUACUGCAGGAUCAACCUGAGUGUCCCAGUCCUGAAACGCUUCUUCACCCAGGAGGACACCAGGCCUGAUUUUUGGCUGAGCAGGGAGUCUCUGGCAGUGCUACUUAAUCUUUUGCACCAUGAUAGGCGACAUGGAUGGGGUGCUACUAUUGAGAUCUUGGUUUUUCUAAUCUGGCUGGUAAUUGGCACAUCCUACAGAGUGAUCUGCAGAGUGUUUGGGAUGCCUCGCUCUACUGUCCAUCGCAUCGUCCACAGAGUUACAGAGGAGAUCGUGGCUAUUCGUCACCAGGUCAUCUACCUUCUAAAGACCCCUGAGGACUUGAAGGCAGUGUCCCGUGAGUUUGCAGGGCUGGCACGCCACAGAGCUUUUCUUAAAGCUGUGGGUGCAAUUGACGGCUGCCAUAUCCGCAUCAGGUUCCCAAGCAGCCCCGAUGGUCAGUGCUACAAAAACAGGAAACUCUUCCCUUCCAUAAUCCUGCAAGCAGUUUCUGACCAUCAGAGCCAUUUUAUUGACACGUAUGUGGGCUGGCCUGGGUCAGUGCAUGACUCUAGGGUGGAUUAA